This is a messenger RNA of Aspergillus steynii IBT 23096, 783 nucleotides long. Its product is annotated as putative small nuclear ribonucleoprotein SmG. Gene Ontology annotation, cellular component: U2 snRNP; catalytic step 2 spliceosome; U5 snRNP. Gene Ontology annotation, molecular function: RNA binding. The transcript is spliced from 5 exons. Gene Ontology annotation, biological process: mRNA splicing, via spliceosome; spliceosomal snRNP assembly. The record is from RefSeq and is a predicted model, not a curated record. Bases 47 to 283 code for a protein of 78 amino acids. Lineage: Eukaryota; Fungi; Ascomycota; Eurotiomycetes; Eurotiales; Aspergillaceae.
UCUCGACCAUUCACGGAGGGAAAGUUCACAACAAAGGCCAGCCAAGAUGCCUCAAGCUCAGCCGGAAUUGAAGAAGUACAUGGAAAAGCGGAUCUUUUGCCAAUUGAACGGCAACCGCAAAGUCAUUGGUAUCCUGCGAGGCUACGAUGUAUUCAUGAACAUCGUUCUCGACGAGGCUUUUGAGGAGAAGACCGGUGGUGAGAAGGUUGCUAUUGGCAUGGUGGUCAUCCGGGGUAACUCUGUCGUCAUGCUUGAGGCUCUGGAGCGGAUAAGCGACAAAUAAAUAGACGUCGGGUCGGAAAUGCGCCCUCGCUGCCGGGAUGGACAAGGCGGGCUAAUUGUUUGUUUGUUUUAAAUAAAGUACUGGAGUUUUAAGGGUCGGUUGUUGCUUUUUCAUGGUCUGGUCGAAGAAAUACCAAUUUCGGUCUCCUCACAUCCUUUUAUUAACGACGAAAGAAAAAAAUGGCACUCCAAUGUUCGGAGCUUAAGGGUUCUAGGAGCUUGCUUCCCUUUGUCUGUCUGCCCUUUUCCGAAGAAGAAAAUUAUCUCUUGAUAGACUAUCUGAUGAUUGAAUUGCUAUGCAAGACAUCGACAUUCAUGGCAAAAGCAAAAUCCGAUACCGCAUCAAAUGAACCGGGGUAAAGAAGCCGGCGGAGGUUUUUAGAAGCAGAAGUCCCCAAAACUGAUCAAGCAAACGCAACAUAAAAAUGAUUUAAACGGGGAAUUGAGAGAAAAAGAAAACAAAAAUCGAUUCCACCAUCGCGCCAUGAAAUUUCCCCUGCC